AUGUCGUUUUUUGAGCCAGGCGAGUUGUUGUCAUGGUCGUUUCACAGAGCCGGUAUCGUAGAGUUCAUCACCACCUUCUUGUUCCUCUACAUCUCGGUGUUGAUUGUAGUGGGUGUGGUCAAAUCUCUGACGAAAUGUGGCACGGUGGGUAUUCAAGGAAUCGUGUGGGCUUUCAGUGGAGGGCAUAUUAAUCCAGCUGUGACAUUUGGUUUGCUAUUAGCAAGAAAAUUGUCGUUGACCAGGGCAGUGUUCUACAUGGUGAUGCAGUGUCUUGGAGCGAUCUGUGGUGCCGGAGUUGUGAAAGGGUUUCAGGGUGAUGCGCAGUACACGACGUUAGGCGGUGGUGCUAAUGUCGUCGCCCAUGGUUACACAAAGGGUGAUGGUCUUGGUGCUGAGAUUGUUGGCACUUUCGUGCUUGUUUACACUGUGUUCUCUGCAACUGAUGCUAAAAGAAGCACCAGAGACUCCCAUGUCCCUAUUUUGGCUCCUCUUCCAGUUGGGUUUGCAGUGUUCUUGGUUCAUUUGGCCACCAUCCCCAUCAUCGGAACUGGAUGUUGA
Molecule: messenger RNA, 558 nt
Organism: Lactuca saligna
Lineage: Eukaryota; Viridiplantae; Streptophyta; Magnoliopsida; Asterales; Asteraceae
Source: the annotation of a GenBank genome assembly